Saccostrea echinata is the source of this 1153-nucleotide messenger RNA. RefSeq names its product short coiled-coil protein B-like. The coding region runs from base 139 to 513 and encodes 124 amino acids. The record is from RefSeq and is a predicted model, not a curated record. Gene Ontology annotation, cellular component: trans-Golgi network. NCBI's taxonomy places the organism in Eukaryota, Metazoa, Mollusca, Bivalvia, Ostreida, Ostreidae. The transcript has 5 exons.
GAUUGCAAACUGAGAAAUGAAGUGUAAAUACGAUCAUUGAGGCAUCUCGAUCCGUCAGGUUGUGACAGUUCACUGUUUACACUGUCCAGUAGCACGUAUAGUCAUUGAAUUACAGCCAGUUCGCCGAUCUACAGUAACAUGACGGAUAUCAAUCGAGACAGUUUGUACAGUGUACCGCUUUCAAGUGAUAGUGACAAUGGUGAACUUUCAAAUAAAAAUUUCCUAAACCAGACAGGACUGUCCAUUGAAGGAUUCAACAGUUUAGAUCCUGAUGCUAAUCCAGAUGAGCUGGAAGAGAAACAAAGACUGAUAAAUCAAGUUAUGGAACUCCAAAACACCCUUGAUGAUCUCUCCUCCAGGGUUGACUCGGUAAAGGAAGAAAAUCUGAAGCUGAAAUCCGAGAACCAAGUUUUAGGACAAUACAUAGAGAACUUAAUGACAGCAAGCAGUGUUUUCCAAUCCACUGAUGCAAAGUCAAAGAAAAAAUCUGGAAAGAAGAAACCAGGGAAAUAGAUGUGCAAUAUAGGAGUGAUAACAAAGAAAAGUGUACUGUCAAGGAAGUGAACAGUUCAUUAAGUAGGCCAUAAUAUUGAAGGAUUGCAAAAUGGAAAAAGAAAACCUUUUAAAAACUAAUCACAAUUAAAUCCUACAAAUUUUUCCUUGUCCAUCAGACAGUUUUAUUUGCGUAUUCAUAUUUUUUUGUUAUAGUCUUCCUUCAUAUGAAAUCCAUUAAGACUACAAAGAAAGGUUGUCUGGCAUUAUACACAUUAUUUGACAUUGUUUUGCUUUUGCAAUAACCCUUUGUUUAUAUACUGUAGAUUCCUUAUUUUUCGCGAGUACUUAUUUUCGCGAAAUGACUCUUUGACGUCAAAUCGCGAGAACAAUAAUUCGCGAGUGGACGGUUGAUCAAGAGAUUUUACAUUGAUUUCAGGACCAUAAAAAUAAAAGCGAGUAAUUUUAUUUCGCGAGUGGUGCUUCUCGCGUAAUUACGCGAUAAUUAAUUCCUCGCGUAUAUUUAGGAAUCUACAGUAGUGUUUUUUGUUUUGUUUAUUUUAAAAUUGUUACACUGCCUUAAUGUUCAUAAUUAUGAUAUUAUGUUAGAUAAAUGCUUUGUGUCAAUGAAAUGUAAAAUUAAUAAAUUAUGUAAUUAGUG